GACAAUCUACCAUCACUAGUUGAUGUUACGUUACGUCACGCAUAACAGCUGGUCACACAGCUGCUUCGCCGCGUUGAGUUUGUCGUAGAAAAUAAUGAAUUUCUUGAAAAAGGUGACUACGCAAAUAUUGCCGCUGGCUGAGGCACAGCUCAGCCUGAGCAACAAAUCAGCAUUGCACACCAGCGCAGUUUGCUGUCGCGUGCAGUCCGGACGUUACCGCAUAACCGUAAAACGGGAUCGACCGCUCACCUACGAGAUGGCCAAUCCACCGCAUUUUAUUGGACAUCGCAAGACGUGGAACUCUUGGAACACAUCCACUCUUAAGGAUGCCUUGCGUCCAUCUCAGACAGCAAUUGAGGAUGUCUUCAUUCGCAAGUUUAUAACUGGCACCUGGCAUGCGCUUGUCUGUUCCGAAAUCAUUAUCAAGCGACAACACAAUACAAUACGCAUCGCUGCCAUCAUACGACAGGCGAUUAGCCCCCGCAAAAUGUACUUCCUUAUUGGCUACACGGAAGAGCUGCUCUCCUAUUGGAUGCAAUGCCCCGUCACUCUGGAGUUCCAAACGGUGGCCGACAAGAAGGACGUGGUCUUUAAAUAUAUUUAGUACCUAAACGUUUUUACUUGUCUAUUCAAUACAAUUAUACUUCUAGUACAUA
This is a messenger RNA of Drosophila montana, 656 nucleotides long. RefSeq names its product mitochondrial ribosomal protein S24 (gene mRpS24). Bases 95 to 604 code for a protein of 169 amino acids. Gene Ontology annotation, biological process: translation. The transcript is spliced from 3 exons. Gene Ontology annotation, cellular component: mitochondrion. The record is from RefSeq and is a predicted model, not a curated record. Lineage: Eukaryota; Metazoa; Arthropoda; Insecta; Diptera; Drosophilidae.